GUAUAAGACACCUGUGGUGCCAUGGCAACGCGUUACUACUGUUGACAAAGGAGAGAGAGAGAGGUAGAGCGAGAGAGAGAGAGAGAGAGCGACGAUGCUUGACUAGCACCGAGCUCGUGGUUCAAAGGCGCGAACUGUCACUUCCUGGUCGCGCGAGUCGCAUCUCGAUUCGCUGCCGUGAAUCGGACGGAGUCCCGCUCAGGAUGUGCCUUUUUUUCUUUCUUUUUUUUUUCUUCAUUUUACGGAUUAAUGUCCUGAGAGUGUUCUUUUCUCGCUUGUGUGUUCGGAGCUUGAAAUUAAAGCUGGUCUCAGAAGGUUGAUAAUAGACAGCCGGCGUCUCAUGAGAAGUUUGGGUGCCGCUGGUUAUUCCGGACUCCUACCUGCGGUCCACGUCUUGGAAUCGCCACCCGCCAAAGCGUUCUUUCCCACAGAGGCUUGCAUGCAUCGCUGGCAAGAAACUGCACUUCGUGGUAGACGACAGCAAAGGAGACACCGCCAGCCCUCAGGAGGAGGAUGGAGGGGGGAGCCCAUCAGCGCGGCGGCGUGCAGAAGAACAGGAAAACAUGUGCUUCUUCCUGCUCCGGUCUCAAGAUGUUUCUGGUGGCUUUGUCCUUUGCCUAUUUUGCAAAGGCUUUGUCGGGGAGCUACAUGAAGAGCACAAUAACUCAGCUGGAGAGGCGCUUUGACAUCCCCAGUUACCUGGUGGGCAUCAUUGACGGCAGCUUUGAGAUGGGCAACCUGUUGGUCAUCGCUUUCGUCAGUUACUUUGGCGCCAAGCUCCAUCGGCCAAAGAUCAUCGCAGUGGGUUGUGUGCUGAUGUCCAUCGGCACCUUCAUCAUCGCGCUGCCUCACUUCAUCACCGGACGUUAUGAAUAUGAAUCGUCUGCACGGUGGGUCGUGAAUUCAACCCUCAACACCUCCCCUUGUUCCGCGGGCUCAACAACUGACCUCAGGCAAAAUAGUGAAUUGCCCGACGUGCCAGCCGCAGGUUGCGAAGGAGAUUCUAACCUUUCCAUGUGGAUCUAUGUGCUGCUCGGAAACGUCCUUCGAGGGAUUGGAGAGACUCCUGUCCAACCUCUCGGGAUCUCCUACAUUGACGACUUUGCCACUGAGGAGAACGCUGCAUUGUACGUGGGCUGCGUGCAGACCAUUUCUGUGGUGGGGCCUGUCUUCGGCUACCUCUUGGGGUCCCUAUGUGCAAAAAUCUAUGUGGACAUUGGAUUCGUAAAACUGGAAAGCAUCACUAUAACCCCAGCGGACUCCCGCUGGGUUGGAGCCUGGUGGUUGGGCUACCUGAUAGCAGGCAUCAUCACCCUGCUCUCUGCCAUUCCCUUCUGGUUCCUACCACGCUCUUUGCACGUCCCAGGCAGCGACCACGGCCCAGACAAGCCGGAACAGAGCGGUCUAACGAAAGACUGCGCCCCCGUCAAGCACAAGUACCCUGCCGAGGAGCACAUGAGUUUCAUAGAGAUGGCAAAAGACUUUGUUCCGACGGUGCGGACUCUGCUGGGCCAUCCUGUGUACCUGAUCUACUUGUGCGUGACCAUCAUCCAGCUCAACUCUCUCAUCGGCAUGGUGACCUACAAGCCAAAGUACAUCGAGCAGCACUUCCGGCAGUCUGCAUCCAAGGCCAACUUUCUCAUGGGCGUGAUCAACAUUCCGGCCGUGGCAUUCGGGAUCUUCUCCGGCGGCCUCCUGAUGAAGAAGAUGAAGCUGAACAUCAUGGGAGCGGCCAAGUUUGCCUUCGUCACGUCUCUGAUCGGUUACAUCCUCUCCUUGUUCUUCUUCGCCAUGAGCUGCGAGAACGCCAAGAUGGCCGGCGUGACGCUCCCGUACAGCAGCGUGGAGGAGACAUCCGAGGACAAAGAGUCGCUGUCGAACGCCUGCAACGCCAAAUGUUUCUGUCCGGACAACAACUGGGAGCCCGUGUGCGGCGGCGAUGACAUCACCUACGUUUCUCCCUGCCAUGCGGGAUGCGGCCAGUCCACGGGCUCGGGCAAAGACACCGUGUUCUCCAACUGCAGCUGUGUCGGUGCGGCUGGCAACUUCACGGCCACUAGAGGGCAGUGCCCCGACAAGGAGGACUGUGACAGGAUGUUCCCGUACUUCUUAGCGCUGUCCGUCAUCACGUCCUUCAUCAUCUCCCUGGGAGGCACACCAGGCUACAUGCUGCUCAUCAGGUGCAUCAAACCACAGCUCAAGUCCUUUGCUUUGGGAUUCCACGCUCUGGCAACACACACUCUUGCCGGAAUCCCAGCGCCCAUCUACUUCGGAGCGAUCAUCGACACCACGUGCCUGAAGUGGGGACAGAAGCGAUGCGGCGGCCUGGGCGCGUGCAGAAUCUACAACACCACAGCUUACAGGAUAGCCUACCUGGGCCUGACCCUCAGCCUGCGCACCGUCUCCUUCCUCAUCUGCAUCCCGGGCUUCGUCCUGCUGAGUCGCCAGCUGCGGCGGGAGGAGCGGGACGCCCUGCGAGCUUCUUCCACCAACGGCGGCACGGAGCUGGAGGCGCUCAGGAAGGAAGAAUUUGUCACGGCCAACUGUGAGCGCUCACAGGCCAGUCAGGACAAUGGCACGGCCCGCGAAACACGACUGUGACGGUGACUCUCCGCCAGGUGACCUCCACACACACACUCUUGUAUUUCUCACCUUCUGGACACCUCCGAAAAAUGCCUACCUCUUUAGGACCACCCUUUAUAGAUAUAUACAGAUUAAUAAUAUAUACAUACUAUGCAAAUAUAAACAAAUGAGCUUUUAGUUAAGUUUUUUUUUUUUUGUAAUUGGUUUUUAAUAUUCAUUAUUUACUUCAAGUUAUUACAUUAUGUAUCUAUAUACAUAUAUAUAUAUAUUUUUUAAAUUAAUUUUGACCAAUUUCUUACACACUUGUUAUUUCAUAUGUUGACCAGAGGGGGAGCACUUCACAUUUUUACACACACCUGUUAUUUCAUAUGUUGACCAGAGGGGGAGCACUUCACAUUUUUACACACACUUGUUAUUUCAUAUGUAGACCAGAUCCUAUGUUGACCAGAGGGGGAGCACUUCACAUUUUUACACACACUUGUUAUUUCAUAUGUUGACCAGAGGGGGAGCACUUCACAUUUUUACACACACUUGUUAUUUCAUAUGUUGACCAGAGGGGGAGCACUUCACAUUUUUACACACACUUGUUAUUUCAUAUGUUGGCCAGAGGGGGAGCACUUCACAUUUUUACACACACCUGUUAUUUCAUAUGUUGACCAGAGGAGGAACUUCACAUUUUUACACACACCUGUUAUUUCAUAUGUUGACCAGAGGGGGAGCACUUCACAUUUUUACACACACUUGUUAUUUCAUAUGUUGGCCAGAGGGGGAGCACUUCACAUUUUUUUACACACACUUGUUAUUUCAUAUGUUGACCAGAGGAGGAACUUCACAUUCUUACACACACUUGUUAUUUCAUAUGUUGACCAGAGGAGAAACUUCACAUUCUUACAAACACUUGUUAUUUCAUAUGUUGACCAGAGGAGAAACUUCACAUUCUUACACACACUUGUUAUUUCAUAUGUUGACCAGAGGAGAAACUUCACAUUCUUACAAACACUUGUUAUUUCAUAUGUAGACCAGAGGGGGAGCACUUCACAUUCUUACAAACACCUGUUAUUUCAUAUGUUGACCAGAGGGGGAGCACUUCACAUUUUUACACACACUUUGUUAUUUCAUAUGUUGACCAGAGGGGGAGCACUUCACAUUUUUACACACACCUGUUAUUUCAUAUGUUGACCAGAGGGGGAGCACUUCACAUUUUUACACACACUUUGUUAUUUCAUAUGUUGACCAGAGGGGGAGCACUUCACAUUUUUACACACACUUGUUAUUUCAUAUGUUGGCCAAAGGGGGAGCACUUCACAUUUUUUUACACACACUUGUUAUUUCAUAUGUUGACUAGAGGAGGAACUUCACAUUCUUACAAACUUUUGUUAUUUCAUAUGUUGGCCAGAGGGGGAGCACUUCACAUUCUUACAAACACUUGUUAUUUCAUAUGUUGACCAGAAGAGGAACUUCACAUUCUUAUAAACACUUAUUUCAUAUGUUGGCCAGAGGGGGAGCACUUCACAUUUUUACACACACUUGUUAUUUCAUAUGUAGACCAGAGGGGGAGCACUUCACAUUCUUACAAACACCUGUUAUUUCAUAUGUUGACCAGAGGGGGAGCACUUCACAUUUUUACACACACUUUGUUAUUUCAUAUGUUGACCAGAGGGGGAGCACUUCACAUUUUUACACACACCUGUUAUUUCAUAUGUUGACCAGAGGGGGAGCACUUCACAUUUUUACACACACUUUGUUAUUUCAUAUGUUGACCAGAGGGGGAGCACUUCACAUUUUUACACACACUUGUUAUUUCAUAUGUUGGCCAAAGGGGGAGCACUUCACAUUUUUUUACACACACUUGUUAUUUCAUAUGUUGACUAGAGGAGGAACUUCACAUUCUUACAAACUUUUGUUAUUUCAUAUGUUGGCCAGAGGGGGAGCACUUCACAUUCUUACAAACACUUGUUAUUUCAUAUGUUGACCAGAAGAGGAACUUCACAUUCUUAUAAACACUUAUUUCAUAUGUUGGCCAGAGGGGGAGCACUUCACAUUUUUACACACACUUGUUAUUUCAUAUGUUGACCAGAGGAGGAACUUCACAUUUUUACACACACUUGUUAUUUCAUAUGUUGGCCAGAGGGGGAGCACUUCACAUUUUUACACACACUUCUUAUUUCAUAUGUUGGCCAGAGGGGGAGCACUUCACAUUUCUACACACUCUUGUUAUUUCAUAUGUUGACCAGAGGGGGAGCACUUCACAUUUAUACACUCACUUGUUAUUUCAUAUGUUGACCAGAGGAGGAACUUCACAUUCUUACAAACACUUGUUAUUUCAUAUGUUGACCAGAGGGGGAGCACUUCACAUUUUUACACACACUUGUUAUUUCAUAUGUUGACCAGAGGAGGAACUUCACAUUUUUACACACACUUGUUAUUACAUAUGUUGACCAGAGGGGGAGCACUUCACAUUUUUACACACACUUAUUUCAUAUGUUGACCAGAGGGGGAGCACUUCACAUUUUUACACACACUUUGUUUUUUCAUAUGUUGACCAGAGGGGGAGCGCUUCACAUUUUUACACACACUUGUUAUUUCAUAUGUUGACCAGAGGAGGAACUUCACAUUCUUACAAACACUUGUUAUUUCAUAUGUUGACCAGAGGGGGAGCACUUCACAUUUUUACACACUUUGUUAUUUCAUAUGUUGGCCAGAGGGGGAGCGCUUCACAUUUUUACACACACUUGUUAUUUCAUAUGUUGACCAGAGGAGGAACUUCACAUUCUUACAAACACUUGUUAUUUCAUAUGUUGACCAGAGGGGGAGCACUUCACAUUUUUACACACACUUGUUAUUUCAUAUGUUGGCCAGAGGGGGUGCACUUCACAUUUUUACACACACCUGUUAUUUCAUAUGUUGACCAGAGGGGGAGCACUUCACAUUUUUACACACACUUGUUAUUUCAUAUGUUGACCAGAGGAGGAACUUCACAUUUUUACACACACUUGUUAUUUCAUAUGUUGGCCAGAGGGGGAGCGCUUCACAUUCUUACAAACACCUGUUAUUUCAUAUGUUGACCAGAGGGGGAGCGCUUCACAUUUUUACACACACUUGUUAUUUCAUAUGUUGGCCAGAGGGGGAGUACUUCACAUUUUUACACACACUUAUUUCAUAUGUUGGCCAGAGGGGGAGCACUUCACAUUUUUUUACACACACUUAUUUCAUAUGUUGACCAGAGGAGAAACUUCACAUUCUUACAAACACUUAUUUCAUAUGUUGACCAGAGGGGGAGCACUUUUAAAACCGACACAGUCAAUUUUGAUAGAUUUCACCACCAGGGGGUGCAAAUGAGACAUUCUCUAUUAGACCCAAUGUUAUUGGGACCAUCAUUUAUGUCAUCACUUGUUCACACCUCCUCAUAUGGAAGCUACUUUUCCUUGUUGAUGUCUCAAGAAGGUUAGAAAUACAAGAACACACACACACACACACACACACACACACACACACACACACACACACACACACACACACGAAACCUUCAGGGACUCGUCCAAUCUGAUCGGCCGAUUAGGUCUGUUAAAAAAAAAAAGCUUAUCAAUGAAAUAAAUGACACAUAUUUCAUAUAAAUUUUAAAAAAGUAGACAUUUUUGUCAUUUUUAUAUACAUGUGUAUUUAUAUAGCGUGAAGUCAUUAGCAGCAGGUGUGGCAGCACACUCUUUAAACAUGAUCUUAUUACCUCAUGUUCAGUCUUUUAUUGUUGUAGCGGAAGGAAAACGGUGAGAUGGCGUUGAUAAAAAAAAAGGUGUUUUUAAUUAACACAGUGGAACUUUCAAAGUGGAAGUUCAAGCAGCACCAAAUACGCCUCAAAAGUCAAAAGAAAACAUUGUGAUCACGCGUGAUGUCGGGAAAUCUCACGGGAUUUCGACCGCCAACGUUCAAAUGGUUCCGGCGACGCUGCGGAAAAGCGCCGUCGACAACACCCGGGAUUAGUGUGACGAUAACCACAGAAGUGCUCGUUAUGAAGUAUAGUUUUUCCACGCAACGAUACAACCUUUCCAUGUUUGAUACGAUACUGAAAUCGGAGCCUUUAGUUUGCCGAUACCGAUAUUGAUCCGAUAUCAGCAGGAAUCGCACAUGCUUUUAUUUUGUAGUGCGGAAUGUUGGAGAGAGAACAAGAACACUCAUUUAUUAUUAACCGUCCGGAAUGGACUUUAAGUUCAAGUGGGGGGGGGGGGGGCAAGUUUAAAUGACGUUAAGCUGAUGGUGCAGUAAGUUGAAUGAUGCAGACACGUUUGUUACUGGAUACUUUGUAAUAUGCGUCUGGCUUGGAGACUUUGUAUGUGUAAAGUUACAGUCGGGGAGUCUUCGAUUCACCUGAAAAUAUAUUAUUGAUGUAUCUUUAUUAGAGAUGUCCGAUAAUGGCUUUUUUGCCGAUAUUCCGAUAUUGUCCAACUCUUAAUUACCGAUUUCCGAUAUCAACCGAUACCGACAUAUACAGUCGUGGAAUUAACACAUUAUUAUGCCUAAUUUUGUUGUGAUGCCCCGCUGGAUGCAUUAAACAAUGUAACUUUACCCGACUGAAACAAGUUGAAAAACUUAUUCGGGUGUUGCCAUUUAGUGGUCAAUUGUACGGAAUAUGUACCGUACUGUGCAAUCUACUAAUAAAAGUUUCAAUCAAUAAAUCAAGAUCAAGGUUUCCCAAAAUAAGAGAACAACUUUGGUGGUAGCGGGGGGGGGUGUAUAUUGUAGAGUCCCGGAAGAGUUAAUGCUGCAAGGGGUUCUGGGUAUUUGUUCUGUUGUGUUACGGUGCGCAUGUUCCCCCAAAAUGUGUUAGUCAUUCUUGUUUGGUGUGGGUUCACAGUGUGGCGCAUAUUUGUAACAGUGUUCAAGUUGUUUAUACGGACACCCUCAGUGUGACCUGUAUGGCUGUUGACCAAGUAUGUGUGCAUUCAAUUAUGUGAGUGCAAAAGCCGCAUAUAUUAUGUGACUGGGCCGGCACGCUGUUUGUAUGGAGGAAAAGCGGACGUGAUGACAGAUUGUAGAGGACGCUAAAGGCGGUGCCUUCAAGGCACGCCCCCAAUAUUGUUGUCUGGGUGGAAAUCGGAAGAAAUUCGGGAGAAUGGUUGCCCCGGGAGAUUUUCGGGAGGGGCACUGAAAUUUGGGAGUCACCCGGAAAAUCGAGAGGGUCGGCAAGUAUGCCCUACGUCCGUGUUUUACCGGGUAUGUACCGCUCCGUACAGCGGCGUUUUAAAAAGUCAUUAAUUUUACUUUUUGAAACCGAUACCGAUAAUUUCCAAUAUUACAUUUUAAAGCAUUUAUCUGAUGUCCCCGAUAUUAUCGGACAUCUCUAAUUUUAAAGCAUUUAUUUUUGUUUGCCGGAGUCAGUGUUUAUUACCUGCAUCUUUUAAAAAUAAAUCCCCAUCACAUUUAUUAAAUGAAUGGAAAUGUGUGCAGAACUGGAAAAUAAUCAAGGAGCUGCUGGGAUAUUAAUCUAUUAUGGAUUAUUGAUGUUUACUAAUCAAUUUUGGAAUCAUCCAUUGUCCCAGUUGUGAUGCACCUAAAAAUGGAUUCAUUCCCUGCCUAAGUAAUAGGGAUGUCCGAUAAUGGCUUUUUGCCGAUAUUGUCCAACUCUUUGAUUACCGAUACCGAUAUCAACCGAUACCGAUAUCAACCGAUAUAUACAGUC
Entelurus aequoreus (snake pipefish) is the source of this 8257-nucleotide messenger RNA. RefSeq names its product solute carrier organic anion transporter family, member 1C1 (gene slco1c1). Lineage: Eukaryota; Metazoa; Chordata; Actinopteri; Syngnathiformes; Syngnathidae. Gene Ontology annotation, cellular component: membrane. The coding region runs from base 514 to 2601 and encodes 695 amino acids. The transcript has 15 exons. Gene Ontology annotation, biological process: sodium-independent organic anion transport; transmembrane transport. Gene Ontology annotation, molecular function: protein binding. The record is from RefSeq and is a predicted model, not a curated record.